AUGCCGUUCCUCAAGUCGGCCCUCGCGGCUGCAGCUCUUGCUGUCUCGUCUGCCGCAGCCUGGGAUAUCAAGGUCUCGUCGUCUGGCGGUAACGCUACCAGCGGCCACCAGUAUGGUUUCCUCCAUGAGGACAUCAACAACUCCGGCGACGGCGGCAUCUACGCCGAACUGAUCCGCAACCGCGCCUUCCAGUACAGUGAGGCCUACCCCGUCUCCCUCGACGGCUGGCACUCCGUCAACGGCGCCGAGCUCAAGCUUAACCGCCUGGAGCUUCCCCUGUCCGACGCCCUCCCCGUCUCCGUCAAUGUCGCCGCCGACACAUGCGACUCCGGUCCCGUCGGCAUGGCCAACGACGGCUACUGGGGCAUGGACGUGAAGGUGCAGAAGUACACCGGCUCGUUCUGGGUCCACGGUUCCUACGAGGGCAACUUCACUGCCUCCCUCCAGUCGGCCCUGACCGACGAGGUCUUCGGCUCCGUCGAGAUCGUGUCGCAGUCUGUCGCUGACGACUGGGUCGAGCACGAGUUCGAGCUCAUCCCCGAGACGGAUGCCCCCAACAGCAACAACACCUUCGCUAUCACCUUCGACCCCGAGGGCACUGCCGAUGGAUCCCUCGACUUUAACCUGAUCAGCCUGUUCCCCCCUACCUACAAGGACCGCAAGAACGGUCUCCGUGUCGACCUUGCUCAGGUCCUUGCUGACCUUCACCCGACUAUCAUCCGUCUCCCCGGUGGCAACAUGCUCGAGGGUCUUGACAACCGGACCUGGUGGGACUGGAAGGACACUCUUGGCCCCCUGCGUUACCGUCCCGGUUUCCAGGGAGUCUGGGGUUACCAGCAGACUCACGGCCUUGGUCUCCUGGAGUACCUCCAGUGGGCCGAGGACUUUGAUCUCGAGAUUGUCGUCGGCGUCUUUGCCGGUCUGGCCCUCAACGGCGACAUCACCCCCCCUGAGAAGCUGCAGCCCUUCAUCGACGACGCCCUGGACCAGAUCGAGUUCAUCAUCGGGCCCCCCGACUCCGAAUGGGGUUCCGUCCGCGCCUCUCUGGGCCACCCCGAGCCCUUCCGCCUGCUGUACGUCGAGAUCGGCAACGAGGACUGGCUGGCCGGCGGCGAAGCCGGCUGGCAGUCGUACAUGGAUUACCGCCUGCCCAUGUUCCAGGCCGCCGUCAACGAGGCCUACCCGCAGCUCCAGGUGAUCGCCUCCGGCUCGACCCACGAGGGCCUCGAGAUCCCCGAGGGCGUCCUCGGCGACUACCACCCGUACCGCACGCCCGACGAGCUGGUCGAAGAGUUCGACAAGUUCGACAACGACGUCGCCCACAUCAUCGGCGAGGUUGCGGCCACGCACCCCAACGGCGGCAUCGGCUGGGACGGCGAGCUCUUCACGUUCCCCUGGUGGAUCGGCACCGUCGGCGAGGCCAUCUCCAUGAUCGGCUACGAGCGCAACGCCGACCGCAUCCCCGCCACCUUCUACGCCCCGAUCCUCCGCAACAUGAACCGCUGGCAGUGGGCCAUGACCAUGGUCCAGCACGCCGCCGACCCGGCCAUGACCACCCGCUCCACCAGCUGGUACCUCUGGGAGCUCAUCGCCGCCCACAUCAUGACCCACACCCUCCCCGCCGAGGGCGACAUCGGGCCGCUGUACUACGUCGCCGGCAAGAACGAGGACAAGGGCUCGUUCAUCUGGAAGGGCGCCGCCUACAACACCACCGACUCGGCCCCGAUCCCCGUCUCCCUCUCGUUCGAGGGCGUCGAGGAGGGCACCAAGGCGCUCCUGACCAUGCUGACCAACGCCGAAGAGGACAAGGACCCCUAUGCGUACAACGACCCCCACCUGGGCAACAACGCCGUCGAGCGCACCACUUUCGUCCUCACCGCCAACGAGGAGGGCGCCUUCGAGUUUGACAUGCCCGAGCUCAGCAUUGCCAUCCUCGACACCGACCUCAACUGCCCUAACCCCAGCAAGAGGAAGCGUGCUCUGAAGAACUAGGGGCAGCAUUGUUCGUCAAUAAGUGUAUACUAUAGCGACCAGACAAUAUAAAACCGACUCUCUGC
Molecule: messenger RNA, 2057 nt
Organism: Sodiomyces alkalinus F11
Lineage: Eukaryota; Fungi; Ascomycota; Sordariomycetes; Glomerellales; Plectosphaerellaceae
Product: glycoside hydrolase
Exons: 3
Coding region: 1-1992 (663 amino acids)
Biological process (GO): L-arabinose metabolic process
Molecular function (GO): alpha-L-arabinofuranosidase activity
Source: RefSeq, a predicted model, not a curated record